GGUCCCUUCAUCGUUGCCAUGGUCGACCUCGAUGCACCUACCCCGCAGGAUCCCACCAGCGCCGAGAUCCGUCACUUCCUCGGUGGUGACUUCGACCUUUUGAACAGUACCUCGGAUGAUGGCCUUUCGCUGCUCUCGAACUCCAGUCCUGCUAUUUCGAACUUUCUGCAGCCAACUCCGCCUGCUGGAUCGGACCCGCACCGAUAUGUCUUCCUACUCUUCCCCCAGCCUGCAGGUUUCGACAACCAGACCUUGGUAACUGCGAAUACGUCGAUUUCCAACUUCAAUAUAAGUGCAUUUGCGGAGGCGCUAGAGCUAGGGAACCCUCUUGGCGGAUCAUUCAUCCUGGUUGGGCCCGACCCCAACACGACAGUUUCGUCGAGUGCGGCUGCUGUCCCUACGGCAUGAGUACAAAAUUAGUCGGUUUGUCCACAGAAACCGGCUACAGAGGGUACGGUCAAAAUCAUGGGACGUGCUUGGUUAUGGAUUCUCCACUUGUUCGAUAUCAACGUCUGCGUUCGGCCUAUUCAUGUGUAUUGGAGUGACUACUAGCACGCCCUGACCAAAGUAGGAUCGGGCUACAAACCUACAUACAAGCCUAAGAGUCACCGCCUCAGUCAGAAGUCC
Messenger RNA from Stereum hirsutum FP-91666 SS1, 627 nucleotides. Its product is annotated as PEBP-like protein. Lineage: Eukaryota; Fungi; Basidiomycota; Agaricomycetes; Russulales; Stereaceae. The transcript is spliced from 3 exons. Bases 19 to 408 code for a protein of 129 amino acids. The record is from RefSeq and is a predicted model, not a curated record. Gene Ontology annotation, molecular function: peptidase inhibitor activity; phospholipid binding. Gene Ontology annotation, biological process: regulation of proteolysis; regulation of Ras protein signal transduction.